GGCUACGUGCACGGCAAUCGAAAUCGAUCUCGAGCCAAUGGACGAUGGAAAUAAAUUGAACGUCAUUACCGCUGUGGAGGUGAGUAUAUAAACGAGAAAGAUGCGCGUGGCCUCUAUCCGAUUUUAAUCAACUUUUGACUGUGAUUCCGCGCGAUAACGGUUCAAGCGAUUCGCUACCUGUCGUAGAUAUUGAGACGUGUACUCGAAGCGACGAGGUGCGCAGUGGCCCGUCCGAUAAGGCAACUUUCUUUUAUAAUCGCUUCGACGUCACAACUCGUUAUCGCGGUAACUUCAAGAAUGAUUGCUCGAUCACAUCUUACCGAUUCUUCUUUUGGCAUCAAAAUUUUUAAGAUGCGACUUUUGAUAUAUCGUACCUACAUCUCCGGUCUAGCAAGAAAAAGCAAAACUGUUUUGCUCUGAGCGUCAAUGCCCGAAAUGUACCGGCGAGUCUCUUGCUCAAUCAAUUUUUCGGCUUUUCCGUUUAACGAAGAAGAAAAAUGAAAUAAAAGUGACAAUAGAUUCCAGCAAAAGCAGUUUACUUCGUGUAUAGCAGGUACUAGUGGCAAAGGAAGAGCAAGAGGAAGUAAAGGCAUCGAUGCCCAAGGCGGUAGUAACGACGCUAUCGACAUCGACGACAUCCAACGACGGCAAGUACGACGAAGCUAGCAAAUUGCGAUCCGAAGUGAUACAGCUGAAAGAAGGAAUCGACAGGGUGCGUUACGAGCGAGACGAGGCGAGGCUGAGAUUGAGAGUGGCUGAGGAGAGAUGCGAGGCAUACGAGACCGAGUCGAAAUACCUCGAGGCUACCUUGGAUUCUAUGGAAGAGAAAAUCAGAGACCUAGCUAGGGAGCUGAGCGCUGAAGUGAUGAGGAGUCGAACGCUGGAGCAGCAGUUGUCGCUAAUUUUGAGUAAUUCGACAUCUUCGAAGCCAAAAUUGCAGCAGACUGACAAAGUAGCUUGACGCUUCUUUCAAACCAAAGUUUCUGGCUGCGCAACAACCUUAAACUAGGUAAAUAAGAGAGAAAAAGCCUACAAAACUAUAGUUUGUUAGUGUUUAAAAAAAAAGGCUAAUGACUC
Messenger RNA from Trichogramma pretiosum, 1077 nucleotides. RefSeq lists its product as uncharacterized. NCBI's taxonomy places the organism in Eukaryota, Metazoa, Arthropoda, Insecta, Hymenoptera, Trichogrammatidae. The transcript is spliced from 2 exons. The record is from RefSeq and is a predicted model, not a curated record. Bases 596 to 961 code for a protein of 121 amino acids.